Messenger RNA from Didymella exigua CBS 183.55, 1635 nucleotides. RefSeq lists its product as uncharacterized. Bases 1 to 1635 code for a protein of 544 amino acids. The transcript has 3 exons. The record is from RefSeq and is a predicted model, not a curated record. Lineage: Eukaryota; Fungi; Ascomycota; Dothideomycetes; Pleosporales; Didymellaceae.
AUGACGCUCAGCGACACGUACCAGAGGUUCUUGGAGCGCCCUUCGCAGGGCGUCCUCGCGGAAAAAGCGGCGCUGCACUACAUCACAACGCUUACCAGCAUUACCGAUGCGCCCGCGAUCAUCAAGCACUUCCAGGUCCAGGAGAAGCUGCUGAAGAAGACAAAGCAGCAGGUUGUGAGCGUGGUGGAGGGCAGUCACGCACUGAGUCUGGAUGUCGAGACAACAAUUGAGUUCCUGAACGGCGGAGGCGCGUACCUGCCUGGCCUGGAUGACAAUUUUGUCGCAGACCGCACCGUCACAUUCCCUAUGGUCCACAUUGUGCACUUCGACAGCGCAGACAAGAUCACGCAGAUCCGCCAGUACUGGGACCAGGGCUCGCUGCUCAAGCAGAUUGACGUGAUAGGAGCGCGUUCUCGCAACUGGCCUAUUCGCGAAGGCCCAGAGCAGGCGAAGCUGAUCAAGUCCUCCGCUCAAGUCGCACGUCCAGACUCGGCGCCGUCUUCGCGCCCUUCGACCGCUUCGCGAGCUGCAGACGAGGUCUCAAUACGCUCACGAGGCUCCACCACAAACGCCCUCAACGACCCCCACGCUUCUCUGUCUCUUUUCGAGCGUCGCCAGAUCGACGAGGAGGAGCUGCCCAGCGCGCACCCGAUAGCACCGCGCGCAACGUCUGCGAAGCCUCCCCCGCGUGAAUACUCAGAGCUCUUCGUCAGUGGAGAUGCAGCGUCACCUUCGCCACAGAACCAGAGAAUUCCGGUCAAGGGCGGCACCAACAAGCAGUCACAGAGGAAUCGCCUGUUCGACGAGACAGAGGAGGACAACAUUACCGCAGCUACACCACUCAACGCCACCAAGAUGAACCCCAAGAAGUUCAAUCACUUCGAGUUUGGUGAUGGCGAGGACGAGACACCGCGUGGACGUAACGCAUCAAAGAAGGAAGGCCCCCGUGACAAGAGCAAGAGCCAGGCAAACUGGAACUUUGAGGACUUCGUUACUCCUGAAAAGACGAACCCCAAGAACAAUCCACAGGCUCAGCGUAACUUCAGCUGGGAAGAUGAUGAGGUCGAGACUUCGCCUGUUCGCGUCGAGCGCGUGAUAAAGGCACGCCCUGGCACGGGCCACCAGUUCGAAUUCGAAGAUGAUGGUACACCAGCUGCACGUAAAACUGUAGCUCCCACCAAGGGCGGUGUUUCGAACAAGGGUCAAGGUCUUUACGAUGAACAUGUUACCGGUAAUGACGACAACGAGGGCAGUGCUUACGACGACGACCGCCCGUUGAGGGACGUGACCAAGGCUGCCAGGAACGAGAACCGCUCAAAGGACUUCGGCGCCCACUGGGAGAUGAACGAUGACACACCCGUCGGCAAGUCUGCCGAGAACAACAAGCCUGGAAAGUCCCACCAGGCUACCAAAUCCAACUUCGGAUUUUACGAUGAGUCGCCGCAACAGGGCUACAAGAUCAACAUUGCCGGUAACGGCAUGGGCAAUCGCGCUGGUACACAAUUCUCGCUUUUUGACCAGGAGCCUGAGCCGGAGAUUGAUGACAGGACCAUUGGUGAUCACAAAGGCAUCAGGGCUACUGGCGAUGGCAUGGGUGGGCGCAAGGGUGCCGACAAGAGCUUCUGGGACUUCUAG